AUGGUGCUGUGGCUAGGAGUGGUUAAGGGACUUCGAGAGCACGGGAGGAGAUGGGGCUCACACCAGACCAGAGCCAGCACACGCGCCGGAAAUGGAAAACUGAUGCGCAAUGGACAGGAUAAAAAGGCGGUGAUCUGUAUUGAAGGGAACAUUGCCAGUGGGAAAACAACAUGUCUCGAGUAUUUCAGCAGAACCAAUAACAUAGAGAUCCUGACAGAGCCUAUUUCCAAGUGGAGAAAUGUGCGCGGCCACAACCCUCUGGCUUUAAUGUAUCAGGAUCCUGAGCGCUGGGGCAUCACCCUCCAAACCUACGUCCAGCUCACUAUGCUGGACCGGCACCAGGCUCCAUUAGAUGCACCUGUCAGAAUGAUGGAGAGAUCCCUGUACAGUGCCAAGUACAUCUUUGUGGAGAAUCUCUUCAAAAGUGGAAAGAUGCCAGAAGUAGACUAUGCUGUCCUCUCUGAGUGGUUUGACUGGAUCACGACAAAUGUACACAUUCCAAUCGAUCUCAUUGUCUACCUCCAGACCUCUCCAGAGACUUGCCAUGAGAGGCUGAGACUCCGUUGCCGGGAAGAAGAGAAGGUCAUUCCCCUUGCGUAUGUUGAGUCCAUUCACCAGCUGUAUGAAGACUGGCUUAUCAACCACAGUAAACCUCUGCCUGCCCCUGUCCUGGUCAUCCCAGCAGACCACGACCUCCAGAAGAUGCUGGUUGAGUAUGAGGAGCACCGGGACAGGAUCCUGGCAGCAGCCGGCUCCAGAGGGUCCCAGGGUCACUCCCCAAGCCUUAAGCUCUGUAUAUAA
Molecule: messenger RNA, 801 nt
Organism: Knipowitschia caucasica
Lineage: Eukaryota; Metazoa; Chordata; Actinopteri; Gobiiformes; Gobiidae
Source: the annotation of a GenBank genome assembly